AGCGAAUAGCUUUUCUGUUUAGCAUGUAUCAUUUUCAUUUUCAGAGAGCUUUAUUCCUUUUAUGAUCAUCAGAUUUACACCUUUGAAAUGCUGGGCUGGCAGCUGACACAGUGGUGUCAGUUGUGGUAUUUCUCUUCUCUCCUGACAGUGAAUGAGAGCUACAGGUCUGAAUUUAUAGAGCUAAAGAAAUGGCUGAAAGAAAGGAAGUUUGAAGACACGGGCUUGGUACCUGCGUAUUUUCCAGGAACAGGAAGAGGGCUGAUGAGCAAGACGCCACUGCAGGAGGGCCAGACGAUUAUCUCACUGCCCGAGAGCUGUCUGCUCACCACAGACACUGUGAUCCACAGUGCCUUAGGGCCCUACAUUAAGAAGUGGAAGCCUCCUCCGUCCCCUCUGCUGGCUCUGUGUACGUUUUUAGUCUCAGAAAAGCAUGCGGGUCAUCAGUCCCCAUGGAAGCCUUACCUGGACAUUUUGCCCAAGUCAUACACCUGCCCGGUCUGCUUGGAGCCUGAAGUGGUCGCUCUUCUUCCGGAACCUUUAAAGGCUAAGGCAGCCGAGCAGAGAGCCCAUGUGCAGGACUUCUUCGCGUCCUCUAGAGGCUUUUUCUCUACCCUGCAGCCUCUGUUUGUAGAGCCUGUCGACAACAUUUUCAGCUACCAUGCCUUCCUGUGGGCCUGGUGCACCGUGAACACCAGAGCUGUGUACCUGAGGUCCAGGAGGCACGAAUGCCUUUCUGCAGAGCCAGACACGUGUGCGCUGGCUCCCUACCUGGAUCUGCUGAAUCACAGCCCACACGUGCAGGUAAAAGCAGCGUUCAAUGAGAAAACCGGCUGCUAUGAGAUCACCGCAGCCUCACACUGUAGGAAGCACCGGGAGGUGUUCAUCUGCUACGGCCCCCAUGAUAACCAGCGCCUGCUCCUGGAGUAUGGCUUCAUCUCCUUCCGUAAUCCUCACGCCUGCGUUCCUGUCCCCCAAGAGGUUCUGGUUAAAUGCCUCCCACCAGCAGAUAAGCAGGCCCACAAGAAGAUGUCCAUCCUGAAGGAUCAUGGCUUCACACAGAAUCUGACUUUUGGAUGGGACGGACCAUGUUGGCGCUUAGUCACAGCUCUCAAGUUGUUGUGUCUGGAAGCUGAGCAGUUUACGUCCUGGAAAAGAGUCCUCCUUGGUGAAGUAAUCUCAGAUGCAAAUGAGAAGACAAGCUUGGGUAUGGCCCAGAAAAUAUGCUCUGAUUUCAUCGAGGAGACUCAGGCUGUGCUGUGCAAGGUGUGUCUCCUGAUGCUGCAGGGCGCAGGGUCCCUGUCCUGA
Molecule: messenger RNA, 1305 nt
Organism: Acomys russatus (golden spiny mouse)
Lineage: Eukaryota; Metazoa; Chordata; Mammalia; Rodentia; Muridae
Gene: Setd4
Product: SET domain containing 4
Exons: 8
Coding region: 88-1305 (405 amino acids)
Biological process (GO): peptidyl-lysine dimethylation; peptidyl-lysine monomethylation; peptidyl-lysine trimethylation
Molecular function (GO): transcription coactivator activity; protein binding; histone H3K36 methyltransferase activity
Source: RefSeq, a predicted model, not a curated record